Messenger RNA from Austrofundulus limnaeus, 2890 nucleotides. RefSeq names its product SPT5 homolog, DSIF elongation factor subunit (gene supt5h). NCBI's taxonomy places the organism in Eukaryota, Metazoa, Chordata, Actinopteri, Cyprinodontiformes, Rivulidae. Gene Ontology annotation, biological process: regulation of DNA-templated transcription elongation; transcription elongation by RNA polymerase II; transcription elongation-coupled chromatin remodeling. The record is from RefSeq and is a predicted model, not a curated record. Gene Ontology annotation, cellular component: DSIF complex. Gene Ontology annotation, molecular function: protein binding; mRNA binding.
AAACUAAAUGUUCAGAUGUGUGUGUACAGAAAAAACAGCGGAGUGAGACGUCUCUCUGUUUUUGGCCUAUCUACAGUCACACCAACUCUCGCGAGAGUUGGGCCGCAGUUUCCAGAAAUCUCGCGGUUCGUCCGGCUCAUCGAAACAAGCCGUUAUUUCCUUCUGUUCUCGGUUUAACGGGAUUAAAGUCCCGGUGUGAAGUCUCAGAGUGUGGACYCGAUGUCUGACAGCGACGACAGCGACUUCUCCGACAACCAGAGCGAGCGGAGCAGCGACGGAGAGGCCGAGGAGGCGGAGGAGAACGAGGAGGAGGCGGCCAGCCCUGUGGGCAGUGAUAAAGUAGCAGACGAGGAGGGUGAGGACCUGGAGGAUGAGGAGGAGUAUGAUGAAGAGGAGGAGGAGGAUGAAGAUGAUGACCGCCCGAGGAAGAAGCCAAGACACGGAGGCUUCAUCCUGGACGAAGCCGAUGUGGACGAUGAAGAUGAGGAUGACGAUCAGUGGGAAGAAGGAGCUGAGGACAUCCUGGAGAAAGAGGAGGCAGAAGUGUCUAACUUGGACCGUGCGGUUCUGGAUGAUGAUCACUCUGGGUCCAGGCGGCUGCAGAACCUCUGGAGAGACUCCAGGGAGGAGGCACUGGGGGAGUACUACAUGAGGAAAUAUGCCAAGUCUUCAGCAGGAGAGCAUUACUCUGGGGGCUCUGAGGAGCUUUCUGAUGACAUCACUCAGCAGCAGCUACUUCCUGGUGUCAAGGAUCCAAACCUGUGGACCGUCAAGUGCAAGAUUGGAGAGGAAAGGGCCACAGCCAUCGCUCUGAUGAGGAAGUUCAUCGCGUAUCAAUUCACCGACACACCUCUCCAGAUCAAGUCUGUGGUGGCACCGGACCAUGUUAAAGGCUACAUCUACGUGGAGUCCUACAAGCAGACCCAUGUCAAGGCUGCCAUCGACGGCAUCGGCAACCUGAGGAUGGGCUUCUGGAACCAGCAGAUGGUGCCCAUCAAGGAGAUGACAGACGUCCUGAAGGUGGUCAAAGAGGUGACCAACCUGAAGCCAAAGUCCUGGGUCCGACUGAAGAGAGGCCUGUAUAAGGACGACAUUGCUCAGGUGGACUACGUGGAACCAAGUCAAAACACCAUCUCUCUGAAGAUGAUCCCUCGCAUAGACCUGGACCGCAUCAAGGCCAAGAUGAGYCUGAAAGAUUGGUUUGCUAAGAGGAAGAGGUUCAAGAGACCUCUGCAGAGGCUGUUUGAUGCAGAAAAGAUCAGGUCUCUGGGAGGUGAAGUCAGUCAUGAUGGAGACUUCAUGAUCUUCGAGGGGAACCGCUACAGCCGCAAAGGAUUCCUGUUUAAAAGCUUUGCCAUGUCAGCUGUGAUCACAGACGGAGUGAAGCCCACUCUGUCAGAGCUGGAGAAGUUUGAAGAUCAACCAGAGGGAAUCGAUCUGGAGGUGGUCACAGAGUCUGGACCCUCUGGAGUUCCCGGCUCACGAGUUGAGGAAAUAUUUCCGGAUGGGCGACCACGUGAAGGUGAUCGCCGGGCGGUACGAAGGAGACACUGGCCUCAUCGUCAGAGUGGAGGAGAACUUUGUCAUCCUGUUCUCAGACCUCACCAUGCACGAGCUCAAGGUGUUACCCAGAGACCUGCAGCUGUGCUCUGAGACAGCGUCAGGCGUGGACGUGGGAGGGCAGCACGAGUGGGGGGAGCUGGUCCAGCUGGACCCUCAGACGGUGGGAGUCAUUGUUCGACUGGAGAGAGAAACRUUCCAGGUGCUYAACAUGCAUGGUAAAGUUCUGACGGUGCGCCACCAGGCGGUCAACCGCAGGAAAGACAACCGCUUUGCUGUGGCGCUGGACUCAGAGCAGAACAACAUCCACGUCAAAGACAUUGUGAAGGUCAUCGAUGGGCCGCACUCGGGCCGUGAAGGUGAGAUCCGUCACCUGUUCAGAGGCUUUGCCUUCCUUCACUGUAAGAAGCUGGUGGAGAAYGGAGGCAUGUUUGUCUGCAAGACCAGACACCUGGUUCUGGCUGGGGGGUCCAAGCCAAGAGACGUGACCAACUUCACCGUGGGAGGAUUCGCUCCCAUGAGUCCUCGGAUCAGCAGCCCCAUGCACCACGGGGGGGGAGGUACUCCACAGAGAGGAGGAGCAGGAGGGGGAGGAGGAGGAGGAUUUGGGCGAGGACGAGGACGAAGAGACAACGACUUGAUUGGUCAGACGGUCCGCAUCUCUCAGGGUCCUUACAAAGGAUACAUCGGUGUGGUGAAGGAUGCCACAGAGUCCACGGCCCGAGUGGAGCUGCACUCCACCUGUCAGACCAUCUCUGUGGACAGGCAGAGGUUGACCACCAUGGGAGCUAAGAGACACACAGGAGCCACCUCCGCUCACGGACGCACCCCCAUGUUUGGUUCCCAGACUCCCAUGUACGGCGCCGGCUCUCGGACCCCCAUCUACGGAUCUCAGACUCCGCUCCACGACGGAAGCAGAACGCCUCACUACGGCUCUCAGACCCCGCUGCAUGAUGGGAGCAGAACACCAGGUCAGAGUGGAGCCUGGGACCCCAGCAACCCUAACACACCUUCCAGGAACGAUGAGGAGUACGACUUCGGCUUUGAUGACGAGCCUUCUCCRUCUCCUCAGGGCUACGGAGGGACCCCUAACCCUCAGACCCCAGGUUACCCUGAGGUCCCGUCCCCACAGGUCAACCCUCAGUACAACCCUCAGACUCCAGGCACACCUGCUAUGUACUCUCCAUACGCAGCUCCGUCCCCACAGGGCUCCUACCAGCCCAGUCCCAGUCCUCAGAGCUACCACCAGGUGGCGCCGUCACCUGUUGGGUUCCAGAACACACACUCACCUGCCAGCUACCACCCCACCCCCUCCCCCAUGGCCUAUCAG